AAUAUAUAAAUUGUUCUUUGUUAACUUAGCUCUUGUAGUUUAUAAGUGCAUGACUGUAUAUAUACAUGUAUGUAUAGUCUUUUAAAAAGUUAUGUUCAAAAGUAACACAAGCUUGCUGUGACAGUACAGUUUGCAUGUAAUUGAGCAUGUGGUGCAACAAUUGAUCGUAAAGUGUACACAUUUAAAGUUCUAUUGCUGUAUUCCACAGAUAUUUGUAUAUAAAUUUAUAAAUAUGUCUUUUAUUAAUCUGUGAAGUUGCACAUUAUAUUUUUCAGUCAGAUGAUCCAAUACAUGCAUUCAAAUAUUCCAGAAGUGUCUCAUUUGUUCUGUGUGUGACAUGUUUUAGUGUUCAUUUACUAGUAAGAUUAUUGAUCGGUUAUCAGUGGUCUAAAUUUGUAAACAAAUGUAUGACCUCAGUUGCAUUGCUGUUAAAUUUUUCUAGACUACAUGUAUCAAUAUUCCCUGACAACCAUAAGUUGGCCAAGGUCUGUAUAAUUGCUCAAGGAAACAGUUAAAUACAUGAAUUGGCUGAUUAGACUAGUGAAAUUGAAAGACUAUCUAAAUGCCAAAAUUGGUUUCGAGUCCUGCAUUCAGGGUUUAAAAUUGCUUUCAUUAGUUAGUUCAUUAGUUGGAUCAGGUGAAGAUGGGCUUGAUUAGGCAAAAUAACUCUUAUCUCAGCACAUUCCUAGUUGCAAAAACUUUUAGCCCUGCAUCUCUCUAAAUCUCAUCCAUCUGGGUGUGAAUCAAAGAGCAUUUAAUAUCUCUUAUCUGAGCAGAAAACUAAGGAAUGUGCCCGAUCAGCAGUAUUUGCAUAAAUGUUACUUGAUAAUCAUUUAAGCUUCUUAAUUUGCAUUCCACCGUGGGAAAAUACCUGUGCAUUGAACCAUAAAAUAACUUAGUCCACCUUUCACAAAGUGGGAUAAGAUCUACAUGUACUGAGCUUGGCAUGAUUUUGCAGAAGUCCAGAAAUAAUUUGUUAAUAAGUUUAGUCAUAUCAUAUGGCUUCACUUGGGUUUUAACUUGGAAGUUCACAAUUCAGAAACCAGAGGGAAGCCGGUUCCUGUACGUCAUAGUUUUAUGUCUGAUAUGGGGCUCUGUAAAUAUGCCUUUUGUUUUGUUGGGGGUCAUUGUUAUCAACAAUAACACAUUAGAAACAACUCAACUAUCAUUCAGUUAACUUUUUGUGUAGGGCAAGUGAGGGCAAAUCCAGAUAUUGAUCCAGCAGCACAAUGACUGAGCUAAUAUACGGGGAAUACGCCACAGUCUUCCCAUGAGAAAACUCCAACCAAAUCUGUGCAUGAAACAUCAUCUGCCUUCAGCUAUUAGAAAGGUCAUAAGAUCACAGCUCUCUGAAAUAGCGGUGAUGAUAUCAGGAGGCUUCAUGCCGUGAAUUCUUUCAGUUUUGCUGCAGUUGCACAUCCGAAUGUGUGGAGUACGGUAAAAGAGAAAGUUACUAGCGUGAGGUUUGAAGGCAACAUUAGUGUCGAGAUCCGGAAACACUCUUACUAGAAUCAGAGAAGAAUUAUCAAUGGCUAAUAUCACUGAAUCAUUUUGCAAUGACAUUGAUGGUAACAGGAUAAAACAUGGAGACCCAUUUGUGCCUGAAGGAAAUGAUUUUUGUCUGCACUGUAAAUGCUUGAGUGGACAAGCAGAGGAGUGUUUCACAACAGAGUGUGCGGUGCCAACAUGCAAAGACUACAAGGCUGUACCUGGAAAAUGUUGUGCUUAUACAUGCCCAUCAGGUAUUAAUUCUGAGGGUGUAGAGUUGGCAAUAAUCAUCAGCUUAUCAGUGGGCCUGUUACUCCUUCUCAUCCUCCUAAUAGUUGUCAUUGACAGAAAUAGGAAGAAAAAUCAAAGAAAUCGAAUGAGAAAUGAAGUUUUGGAGCAAACACAAAAUUUAAGACCAAGACCUCUCAAUAACAGACUUACGUCCAUCAGAGAAGAAAAUGACGAUGGCGUGGAACCACCUCCCCCCUACACUCCUGGGAGAGGGAGAUACAGUUUUCGAAAACCACACUAUGCAUCUCCUCAGUUUACACCAAAUGAGCCACCUCCCCCUUAUGAAAUUGACUCAAGAGAGGCCACAGAUGUAUAGCAGAGGCUGAUGGCUCUCUUCAGUUGUAUCAAAAUAUUUAUUUUAACCGCCCCAGCACCAACUCUUGUGGGGUAAAUGACAUAGCUAGUCUGAGAAAGCAACCAGAAGACCAGUCAGUUUGGUUCAUUUCAUACAUAGCUGUUUGUUUGAGUUGGUCUUGACAAUGCCGCUAUGUAAUUCAUGACUGGUUCUGUACAAGAUGCAGAUCCGAAGAAAGGAUAAAAAGAAUUUGGAAACCUGCUGUUCUGCAUUAAAAGAACUAUUUGAGUGAGACUGAACGAUGGUAUCAGAAACCAUAAAUCCCAUGGUACUGGAGAAUUUUGCCCUCUACAAGAAGUUAUCAAAGACACCAUAGGGGCUGAAAGGGCACUGCUCCUAAUAAUGUAUUUAAAACAAUUCCAAUCCAUACAGAAAGAUGAAGACCAC
Molecule: messenger RNA, 2521 nt
Organism: Orbicella faveolata
Lineage: Eukaryota; Metazoa; Cnidaria; Anthozoa; Scleractinia; Merulinidae
Cellular component (GO): membrane
Source: RefSeq, a predicted model, not a curated record